AUGAUACAAGUAUGUAAUCAGUCGCUGCCAUCAGUGGUAAUGGUUUGCACAACCAAUGGAUGUGGCACUGGAUUUGUUGCCGACAAGUGUGGACUCAUUAUAACCAACGCUCACGUGGUGGAGGACUGGAAGAACGUCCGCAUUAAGCUGGAGGUAUCCAUAGGAAUGGAUAAUCUUUACCCGAACCGACAAAAUACUGGUCCGAUUAAUGAAAUACCGGGUCGAGUGGUGUACUGUCAGCCCGAUAAGGAUCUGGCGGUCAUUCGGGUGUACGUGAAGGAGAACUCAUUGUCAGCACUUGUAUUGUCUGAUCGCCAGGAGCUGAAAGCAGGCGAACCGGUACUGCUGUUCGGUUAUCCCGACAAUUCCUGGAGUGUGGCUGUGGGCGAGAUGUUAGAGUCGGACCGGCCGACCAUUCACGAUGAUUAUAACUAUUACGGUGCUGUAAAAAACGCUCAAGUAAUGGGCCGACAUGUGGAGCACUUGGCACCGGCAACACAAGGCUUCUCUGGCGGUCCUAUACUCGAUGCUAAGGGCGCUGUCGUCGGUAUAACUAACUCUGGAUCUAUUGCUACACAAAGUGGUCCACUGGCCACCGAUGCCAUCGGUAUGUCAGCCAAUGAACUAAUCGCUCAUUUAUUGGAUCCAUUGGCGAGGAAUCAAAUGAGACAAGUUUGCAGUCAAACGCUGUCAUCACUGGUAAUGGUUUUUACAGAAGUUGAAGGCAGUGGCACCGGAUUUAUUGCCGACAAGUCUGGACUCAUUAUAACCAACUGUCACGUGGUUGAGGACUGGCACAAUGUGGGCGUUUUGCUGACCGUACCCAUAGAGGCCAAUCGCCUAUAUCCACACCAACAAACACAGGGCACAGACUGGCACAAUGUGGGCGUUUUGCUGACCGUACCCAUAGAGGCCAAUCGCCUGUAUCCACACCAACAAACACAGGGCACAGUUGAUGUCAUAAUGGGUCGAGUGGUGUACUGUCAGCCCGAUAAGGAUCUGGCGGUCAUUCGGGUGUACGUGAAGGAGGACUCAUUGCCGGCACUUGUAUUGUCUGAUCGCCGGCCACUAAAUGCCGGCGAACCGGUACUGGUUUUUGGUUUUCCCGACCUAUCAUUGAGUGUGGCUGUGGGCGAGUUGUUAGGAUCUGACCGGUCGACCAUGGGCGGUGAUAUGGGCAGUGAUUUUCCUAUGAUAAACGCUAACCUAUUAGGCCGACACGUGGAGCACUUGGCAGCGGCCACCCAAGGCUUCUCCGGCGGUCCUAUACUCGAUGGUAAGGGCGCUGUCGUCGGUAUACAUAACGCUGGAUCCGUUUUUACGGGAAGUGGACCACUGGCCACCGAUGCCAUCGUGGUUUUGCAAAACGCAAAGGAGUUUGAGAUGAAGACAAUGAGAGAGAAGUACUCAAUGGCCGGCAAGAGAUCUCUUGGAGUGAAGAUAAAUAAGAUGACGAAUACAUUUUGGGUGAUGUCUUCGGCUAUCAAUCGUCCCCUCAAUGUCUCGGAUGUCCCAUUAGUGGCGUCAAUACCGGCUAUAAUAGCGGGUAAUGAUUGGUAUGAAUACAUCCGUCACAACAAUACCACCAAAAGUCACACAAACUCUUUGGCAGACAAUAUAUUCAAACUAUUGAUAACAACAAGAAUCGCUCAUUUGUUGGAUCCGUUGGCAACGGUACAGAUGAGACAAGUAUGUAAUCAGUCGGUGUCAUCAGUGGCACUGAUUUACACAACUCAUGGAAAGUGUGGCACAGGAUUUGUUGUGGACAAGUCUGGACUCAUCAUAACUAACUCUCAUGUGGUUCAGGACUGGCAGUACGUGAACGUUAAGUUCACGGCACGGGUAGACGUCACACAAGUCAUCCCUAUCAACCAAAGACGAUGGCUGGAUGUUAUACCGGGUCAAGUGGUGUACUGUCAGCCCGAUAAAGAUUUGGCGGUCAUUCGUGUUUACGCAAAAGAGGACUCAUUGCCGGCACUUGUAUUGUCUGAUCGCCGGGAACUGAAAGCCGGCGAACCGGUACUGGUGUUUGGAUAUCCCGACCUCGCGUUGAGUGUGGCUGUGGGCGAGAUGUUAGGGUCAGACCGGUUAAUCUGGUUCAACGAUAUGGACUAUAAUACUUGUUGUACGGGUGCUUAUUCAAUGUGCCGACAUGUGGAGCACUUGGCACCGGCCACUCGGGGCUUCUCCGGUAGUCCUAUACUCGAUGGUAAGGGCGCUGUCGUCGGUAUACAUAACUCUGGGUCGGUUUGUGUACGAUCCGGUCUACUGGCCACCGAUGCCAUCGGUAUGUCAGCCAAUGGGCUGGUAGUGGGCAACGGGUGGGAGAAUGAAAUCAAUGGCAUUGCUAUCAAAUCGUUGACCCAAUUGGAGGAAGUGCUGCAAAGCCUGACCACCGCUGACCAGACAUUGCAUCUUAAGAUUGAAAGAGAAGAAGAGAUUAAGUAUAUAGACGUUAAGCCAUUGCCUGCCAAUUAUCACAACUUUGCUGUUAUUUAA
Messenger RNA from Medioppia subpectinata, 2499 nucleotides. The record is from the annotation of a GenBank genome assembly. NCBI's taxonomy places the organism in Eukaryota, Metazoa, Arthropoda, Arachnida, Sarcoptiformes, Oppiidae.